AGUCUCCAGAAGCUGCGGCGACGGCACCGCCUCCGCCCAGGUUCUCCGGCUUCCUGCCCGGCUCGUCCGGCCCGCGGGUCAUGGAGCUCGGAGCUGCGGAUCGGGAGCAGCCGGCGCGUCCCAACCUGUCCUCCAGGGUCGGCUCCUCCUCAUCACCCUGUGCUCCUUGGGCUUUUCCGCUGCCUACAUCCUGCUGUGCUGCUGGGCCUGCCUGCCCUUCUGCCUGGCCUCCUGCCUGGACUCCCACCUCUCUAUCAACUCCAGGCCCACUGUGCGAGGGCCCCAGCACUUCAGUGGCUACAGCAGCGUGCCAGAUGGCAAGGAUCUUAGUUCCCCGACCAGGGAUUGAACGCGGGCCAUGGCAGUGAACGUGCCGAGCUCUAUCCAUUGGACCAUCAGGGAAUUCCCACAUGUCUUUUUUUUUUUUUUUUUUUUUACUUCAACAAAUAAUUGCCUGGCUGCUCUCAGCUGGGUGCUGGGGAUAAAAAAAGGUGAAUCAGACAGGGUGGCCCCCUGGAACUCCCAGCCCAGCGAGGGGAGCCAGACAUCAUCACAUCACGGUGCUGCGUGCACCUUUAGAUUGACCUGUCUACGCACAAUCCGUUUGUUCAGCAAGUGUGUAUUUGGUGCCUUGGAUGUGUCCUGCCUUGUGCUGAUGGCUGCUGGGGAUACAGAUGACACAGCCGCUGGUCCGAGAGCCGUGCCGCAGCUGUGCCGUGGUAUCCAGCUCGGGCCAGAUGCUGGGCUCGGGCCUGGGUGCGAAGAUCGACGGUGCUGAGUGUGUGCUGCGCAUGAACCAGGCGCCCACUGUGGGCUUCGAGGCGGACGUGGGCCGGCGCAGCACCCUGCGGGUCAUCUCCCACACGAGCGUGCCGCUGCUGCUGCGGAACUACUCGCACUACUUCCAGCAGGCCCGUGACACCGUCUACGUGGUGUGGGGCCAGGGGAGACACAUGGACCGGGCGCUGGGCGGCCGCACCUACCGCAUGCUGCUGCAGCUCACCAGGGUGUACCCGGGCCUGCAGGUGUACACCUUCACCGAGCGCAUGAUGGCCUACUGCGACCAGGUCUUCCAGGACGAGACGGGCAAGAACCGGAGGCAGUCGGGCUCCUUUCUCAGCACCGGCUGGUUCACCAUGAUUCUCGCCCUGGAGCUGUGUGAGGAGAUCGUGGUCUAUGGAAUGGUCAGCGACAGCUACUGCAGGGAGGAGAGCCGCCCCUCGGUGCCUUACCACUACUUCGAGAAGGGCCGGCUGGACGAGUGUCAGAUGUACCUGGCACACGAGCGGGCACCCCGCAGCGCUCACCGCUUCAUCACCGAGAAGGCUGUGUUCUCCCGCUGGGCCAAGAAGAGGCCCAUUGUGUUCGCCCACCCGUCCUGGAGGACCCAGUAGCCCCAUCGCCCAGCCAGCCACGACGCCUUCCCCAGGCCUCUGUUCCGACCACACUCCACCAGAAACAGUUAAUUUAUGGAUCCUGCCUCCUGUCGUGUGCCGAGCAGACCGAAGUUCUCUUCCUGCCCUACCCUGGGGACACCUGGGCCAUCUCAGGCCUCUAGACUUACGGGGAGAAGAGGAGGGCCGUGGUGACCUUUGCACCCUCCUCCCUACCCCUGCUCCCUGAGUAAUCUGAGUCGGAUUCGUCCCACCUCUGAGUCUGUCCGGUGGCCUUUGCUCCCGGGGCUGGCGACCCCCCUAUUCACCAGCACCAUGAAUUUCAACCGAGCACCAGCCCUGGCCCUUCCUCUCUGCACUCCCUCUCCACCUGCCUUGGGUGCCACACUUCCCAGGCUUGUUGCCCUAGUCAGGGCAACCCAGAACUUGGGGUUUGUUGGGCGAAGGGGCCUUUGAACUGUGACUGCCAGGGCCACCUCUGGAGUGUAUGGGUAAACAUGUUUUCUGGAAGCCUG
Orcinus orca (killer whale) is the source of this 1909-nucleotide messenger RNA. RefSeq names its product ST6 N-acetylgalactosaminide alpha-2,6-sialyltransferase 4 (gene ST6GALNAC4). The record is from RefSeq and is a predicted model, not a curated record. Gene Ontology annotation, molecular function: alpha-N-acetylgalactosaminide alpha-2,6-sialyltransferase activity. Lineage: Eukaryota; Metazoa; Chordata; Mammalia; Artiodactyla; Delphinidae. The coding region runs from base 675 to 1394 and encodes 239 amino acids. Gene Ontology annotation, biological process: ganglioside biosynthetic process; oligosaccharide metabolic process. The transcript is spliced from 6 exons.